AUGGUCGUCGGUUUUAAACUCGGUAUGAUCGGCCUACUGGGCGCUGCUGCUGUGCACGCCGCCCCGGCUGCCACUCGUGCAUCUGAAAUUGAGCAGCGCUCUUCCACUUGUACUUUCACCGGCGCCAAUGGCGCCGCCUCCGCCAUCAAGUCGAAGACUUCUUGCUCGACUAUUGUUCUGUCCAACGUCGCUGUGCCGGCCGGAACCACUCUUGAUCUGACUGGUCUGAAGAAGGGAACUACGGUCAUCUUUGAAGGAGAGACCACCUUCGGCUACAAGGAAUGGUCCGGUCCUCUUGUCUCGGUUUCGGGAACCGACAUCACCGUCCAGGGAGCUUCCGGAGCCUACCUCAAUGGCGACGGUGCCCGCUGGUGGGACGGAAAGGGAACUAACGGCGGCAAGACCAAGCCCAAGUUCUUCUACGCCCACAAUAUGAUCGGUUCGAAGAUUGAGAACAUCUACAUCAAGAACUCUCCCGUCCAGGUCUUCAGCAUCAACGGUGCUAACGAUCUCACGCUGAGCGGUAUCACGGUCAACAACGCCGAUGGCGAUUCCCAGGGUGGCCACAACACCGAUGCUUUCGACGUUGGUUCGAGCACCGGCGUCUACAUCACCAACCCCAAUGUCCACAACCAGGAUGAUUGCUUGGCCAUCAACUCGGGCUCGGAUAUCUCAUUCACCGGAGCUACUUGCACUGGAGGCCACGGAAUCUCCAUCGGCUCCGUUGGCGGACGCUCCGACAACGACGUUGAGAACGUCACCAUCGAGAACUGCAGCAUUACCAACUCCGCGAACGGUGUCCGCGUCAAGACUAUUUACGGUGCCAAGGGCUCUGUCAAGAACGUCACCUACAAGGACAUCACCCUGUCCAACAUCUCGGACUACGGCAUUGUUGUUGAGCAGGACUACAAGAACGGCAGUCCCACUGGUACUCCCACUAACGGUGUCCCCAUCACCGGCCUCACCGUGAGCAACGUCAAGGGAACUGUUGCCAGCAGCGCUACCGAUAUCUAUGUUCUUUGCGCCUCCGGAGCUUGCUCCGACUGGACCUGGAGCGGUGUCAGUGUCAAGGGCGGCAAGACCAGCAGCAAGUGCAAGAACGUGCCCAGCAGCGCCAGCUGCUAG
This is a messenger RNA of Penicillium maclennaniae, 1125 nucleotides long. RefSeq names its product glycoside hydrolase family 28 protein. Gene Ontology annotation, biological process: pectin catabolic process. The coding region runs from base 1 to 1125 and encodes 374 amino acids. The transcript has 4 exons. Gene Ontology annotation, molecular function: polygalacturonase activity. The record is from RefSeq and is a predicted model, not a curated record. NCBI's taxonomy places the organism in Eukaryota, Fungi, Ascomycota, Eurotiomycetes, Eurotiales, Aspergillaceae. Gene Ontology annotation, cellular component: extracellular region.